UGUGUUUCGCAACCUUUCGUCACUGUGCCUGAGCUCAACUUCUCCCUUGCAUCACACAUCUCACGAUGAGGCCGACACCCAGUCGCCUGUUCCGUGCAGCAGGACGAUGCUUGCAGCAUGAGAACCCAUUAGGCCUCCCCAAGUCCGGCUCCAUCCCGCGCAUGCAGCGCGGCCUGCCGGUGCAGCGCAACAUCAAGGAUGUAGCAAAGGUCAUUGCCGUCUCGUCGGCCAAGGGCGGCGUCGGCAAGAGCACCAUCGCCGCCAACCUCGCCCUUGCUUUUGCCCGGAUGGGCCACCGCUCGGGCAUUCUCGACACGGACAUCUUUGGCCCGUCCAUACCGACAUUGUUCAACCUCUCGGGCGAGCCGAGGUUAUCAGCCAACAAUCAGCUCCUGCCCCUCACAAACUACGGCGUAAAGACCAUGUCCAUGGGCUACCUCGUCGGCGAGGACGCCCCCGUCGUCUGGCGCGGCAUGAUGGUCAUGAAGGCCCUCCAGCAGCUCCUGCACGAGGUCGAAUGGGGCGGGCUCGACGUGCUCGUGCUCGACCUUCCCCCCGGCACGGGCGACACGCAGCUCAGCAUCACCCAGGGUGUCAAGCUCGACGGCUCGGUCAUCAUCACAACCCCACACACCCUCGCCGUAAAGGACGCCAUUAAGGGCAUCAACAUGUUCAAAAAGACCUCGGUCCCCCUGUUGGGCCUCGUCAGCAACAUGUCCCUCUUCACCUGCCCGCACUGCCAAGGGCAGACGCACGUGUUUGGCCACACGGGCGACCGCGUCCAGCAGCUCUGCCUCGACCACGAGAUCGAGCUGCUCGGCGACAUCCCCCUGCACCAGAGCGUCGGUGACGACGGGAUGAGGGGCAAGCCGACCGUCGUGGCGGAGCCCGAGAGCGAGCGCGCCGCGGCGUUCAUGGACAUUGCGAGAAAGGUUGGGGACAAGAUUGGUUUGGCGUGAUCGGGGGAUGGGGAUGGGGGUAUGUAAUGGGAGGGCGAUGGCAGAGAGGGUCAGCAUUUGUAAAUCACG
Messenger RNA from Microdochium trichocladiopsis, 1028 nucleotides. RefSeq names its product P-loop containing nucleoside triphosphate hydrolase protein. Gene Ontology annotation, biological process: iron-sulfur cluster assembly; mitochondrial respiratory chain complex I assembly. The transcript is spliced from 5 exons. The record is from RefSeq and is a predicted model, not a curated record. Gene Ontology annotation, molecular function: ATP-dependent FeS chaperone activity; 4 iron, 4 sulfur cluster binding; ATP binding. Lineage: Eukaryota; Fungi; Ascomycota; Sordariomycetes; Xylariales; Microdochiaceae. Gene Ontology annotation, cellular component: mitochondrion. Bases 66 to 959 code for a protein of 297 amino acids.